Messenger RNA from Conger conger (European conger), 1509 nucleotides. Its product is annotated as G-protein coupled receptor 183-A-like. The transcript is spliced from 2 exons. Bases 184 to 1053 code for a protein of 289 amino acids. Lineage: Eukaryota; Metazoa; Chordata; Actinopteri; Anguilliformes; Congridae. Gene Ontology annotation, cellular component: membrane. Gene Ontology annotation, biological process: G protein-coupled receptor signaling pathway. Gene Ontology annotation, molecular function: G protein-coupled receptor activity; oxysterol binding. The record is from RefSeq and is a predicted model, not a curated record.
GGAAGUAUGGUUAACACCGGUUGUUAAGCGAUACAGAGUUCAAACAAGAUAAAGCAGGUUAUCUUCACGCUUGGGCCAUACUGUCACUCAACUUUUGAGUUGUGUUUAGGCUACAUAUAGACAGAUUGUACAUUGGUUAACAAACUCUUAAUUUGCAGUUUCCUGUGUUAAGUGACUCUCAAGAUGGGAAAUUCAUCUGUAGCCGAAUGCAGCGUAAACAACCAGACACUGCCGGCCACGAACUCCACGUGUGACCACAGCAGCUUUGGGCUCAUUUUUCUGCCAGUCAGUUACAGCAUCUUGUUCCUGCUCACCAUCGCUGGCAAUGUGCGCCUGCUGUACCACUACCUCAGAAGGAAUACAUCUUCCUCCAUGCUCUUUACAGGCAACCUGGCAAUCCUGGACCUGUUGAUGGCGCUGACUUUACCCCUGACAGUAGACUACCGGUUGCAGGGUAGCGACUGGCGUUUCGGGGACACCCUGUGCAGAGCCAGCAUAGCUCUGUUCUAUGGAAACCUGUACGGAGGGAGCCUCUUCAUGCUCUGCAUAUCCGUGGACCGUCUUCUCGCCGUGCGCUACCCUCAAAUCUAUGAGACAUGGGUGCUGAAUUGCCAGCCGGAUGGCCGCAAAACCUGUGGAGAUCAUUUUACGGACAAACAGUGGGAUGAGCUGCCGCGACACCUGUUGCUGGCGACCGUGUUUGGUUUCCUCCUGCCCUACUCUGCCAUCCUGACCUGCUACGCCCUCAUAGGGCGGCAUCUGGCCACGGCCGAAGCAGGGCGGCAGAGAUGGAAAUUAAAGACCCGGAGAGCCAUCAUCACCAUUGUGGCCAUAAUGACCGUCUGCUUCCUACCCUUCCACACCGUUCAGAUGGUCACAGUUGUGCGUCGCCUGAACAUGGACCCAGCGAAGGUGCGAGAUUCUAAAAUUUGUUUCUGCCAGCGCUCCUUGGUCUUGAUGGCAUCUCUGAACAGUGCUUUUGACCCUUUUGUCUACUACUUCAUCUCAUACAGUCUCAAUAUUAAACAGCUUUGCCGGUGGAGAUGCAAUUGACUCUGUGUUCAUUUGAAGUGCUUCAAUUUUACCAUCAAAGCUUUUAUGCAUAUACAGUAUGAUAUGCUAAAUAUGCUUUAUGCUAAAAUUAAUUCGCUUUGAGAUGUAAGAGUAUGCCCCAGCUAACACAAGGACUGGAAGGAAAAUGUUAGUCAGAAACAAAUGCUUGAGUAUUACAGUUACAGAAGAUAUGCAUGGACUUGAUACCAUCUUCCUUAAGGUUUAGAAACAACAUAACUACUCCAAUUACUCAGAUAAGAAAUCAGUCAUUUCAGGAGAGCUCUGAAGCCUGCUAUUGUAACUCUUGUAUAGAAGUCUGGAGAAUGACAGGAAGUGUGCAACUUUAAACCUGUUAGUAUACUUCCUGCCAUCUCAAAGGCUGUUAAAGGCUAGUAGCACAUCUUGAUUCCGAAACUAUACUGCACCACAUACCAGUUUAGUUUUCAAAGAAAACAU